Molecule: messenger RNA, 659 nt
Organism: Homalodisca vitripennis (glassy-winged sharpshooter)
Lineage: Eukaryota; Metazoa; Arthropoda; Insecta; Hemiptera; Cicadellidae
Gene: spt4
Product: transcription elongation factor SPT4
Exons: 4
Coding region: 212-562 (116 amino acids)
Biological process (GO): chromatin organization; positive regulation of DNA-templated transcription, elongation; mRNA processing
Cellular component (GO): DSIF complex; nucleus
Molecular function (GO): zinc ion binding; RNA polymerase II complex binding
Source: RefSeq, a predicted model, not a curated record
CGUCAGUCAGUCUGAGUCUAGUUUCCAGGCGUUCAUUGUCAGUGUUGGCCAGUAGUCCUUUGGAUCUUUAACCUUGUUUUGGUGUUUACUCGUGAUCUGUAUCUCAUUGUGUUCAAAUUAUUUCAAGUAUUAGUAGCCUAAGAGAUUUAUUGUAUAUUACCAACGAGCAGACUUACUAUUUUAUUAAUAGGACUUUAUUUAAACAAUCAAAAUGACGAUGGAAAUGGUACCUAAGGAUUUAAGGACAGCUAGGGCUUGUUUGUUUUGUUCCCUUAUUAAGACAUUCGACCAAUUCGAGUUUGAUGGAUGUGACAACUGCGAUUCGUUUUUGAGGAUGAAAAACAACCGAGACAAUGUUUAUGAGUGUACCAGCUCUAAUUUUGAUGGAAUGAUUGCACUCAUGAGUCCAGAAGACAGCUGGGUGGCCAAGUGGCAACGAAUCAACAGGUUUACAAAAGGGAUCUAUGCCAUUUCGGUGGCUGGGAAGUUGCCUAACGGAGUUAUUCGGGAUCUGAAAAGCCGUGGAAUCAUCUACAAGCCCAGGGACACCAGUCUUCGAUAACUUUUAAACAGUUCAAACUUUUACUGAUGUAUAGGCUACGUGAGUUAUAUUUAUGAUUGGGAUUUAAUAUUUACUUAAAUAUAUGUUUGUUUGUAAA